This is a messenger RNA of Marchantia polymorpha subsp. ruderalis, 2472 nucleotides long. Lineage: Eukaryota; Viridiplantae; Streptophyta; Marchantiopsida; Marchantiales; Marchantiaceae. The record is from the annotation of a GenBank genome assembly.
ACUUGCACACGCGAGCGUUGGCUCAUGCAUGUUGCCCACUAUCAGAAGGGGCUCUGCUGAAGCUUCUUACGUGACCCGUGACCGGCAUUCGAGGGCCUGGCGACAUUUGAGGCCUCUUGGUUUUCUGACACUUGAAAGCCACAUGCCGACAGAUCCUCAUCAUCUCAUCAAUUGCGGACCGAAACGCUUAUAGACUCAACUGUUAGUGUCGCUAAGCUUUCACAGCGAACACGGACCUCGUCACCGCUCACGCAACCGAAAUCCACCAUUCGUUAGGCGAAAUGCCUCUAUCCAUAACCGAAGUCACUCAGUCCAAGACGAAGAAAUGCAGGAGUGCAGGAGUAGCAAAUAGAUGUGCCUUGCCGCACGAAGGAAUUCAAGUUAACACAAUGGUUCGUAUUUCGCCGGACGUCCCGCCAGAGUUAGGCAGGCAGUCAGCCCUUCCCCACAUCAUGUAAACCUUCUCAAUGAACCAGACCACUCCGUGUUCGAGAAGGGCAUCUCUUGAAAAAACUUGGGGAAUUCGGAUAAGGAGGAGCUUUCAUCGGUGCUUUAGGGGGAGUGUCCACUUUGGGGGCCUCGCUUCUCUACAUGACUUGCGGAUUGCACAGCGAGCGGGCGUGAAGUGAAGAUUAUCCGAUGGGACCCUAAGUUGAAACGAGACAUCGACACCAGCCGGAGCCAUCACUGGGAGGAACAAACGGGGCUCUCGAGCGAGAGAUGUGAGAAUCCGAAGGCGGAGCAGAACCGAUGAGGUGGUGAUACACGGGAGGCUCGGGCGGGGCAACAUGUGAAGUGCUCCGGGAGCACGGGCGAAUCCCAAUGGCUCCUGCAAUCCUAGGGCCUCGCAUUUUGCCGCCCACUGUCAGGACGAGCAGCAAUCCGGGGACGCGAUUUGCAAGAUUUCCAGCGCGUGGCUCGCAACUCGUCGUGGGGUCGAGGAGGAGAAGCAGAAAUGGCGCACGCAGCAGCAGCAGCAGCUCGUCGGGCGCGAGCGGAGCGCGAGAGGAAGAAGGCGCGGGGUCGCGACUGGCCAAGAGGCUGGGGCGGACGAUCAGCGAGAGGCAGCUGCUGCGCCCGCGCCAGCGCGUGCUGGUGGCCGUGUCGGGAGGGCAGGACUCGGUGUGCCUGCUGCACCUGAUGCUGGAGCUGCGCGACGCGUGGGACUGGAGCGUGGGCGUCGUCAACUGCGACCACCGGUGGUCCGCGCCGUCGCGCCGGGCGUCGGCUCUAGUGGCGCAGCUGGCGCAGAGCCGGGGCCUGGACUACUACCAAGCCGUCGCCACGAGCUCCGUGCUCGGGGAAGGCGCGGCGCGGACUUGGCGGUACGGCGUCUUCCGACGCCUCGCGGCGCGCCAUGGCUACGAGGCCAUCGUCACGGCGCACACCGCCAGCGACCGCGUCGAGACGCUGCUGUACAAUCUAUGCCGAGGGACGGGCAUUUCCGGCCUCCAGUCGUUGACUUGGAAGCGAUGGAUCGAUCCCGUGCCGUCGCUGUCGCAGCGAUCUGCGUUCCGAGCCGAGCAGCUGAUCGAGAGCUUCGAAGAUCCGCAGGCGCCCGGAUCGGCGCAGCCUCUGCUUCAGCCCCAGCCGCUGGCUCUCGUCCGGCCUCUUCUGGAUGUCACGAGGUCCGAGCUGCGUGAUUUCCAUCGGCAGAUGAAGAUGCCCCUUUGGCCUGAUCCCAGCAACCAUUUCCUGGACAUCGAUCGUAACCGGAUCCGUCACGAGCUCCUUCCGUAUCUGCGCAAGCACUUCAACGGAGGUAUCGACAAGUCUUUGGCGAGAUGGGCUGAGAUUCUGCACGGAGAGCAGCUUUAUCUCGACAAUUUGUGCCGUAGCAUUUUAGGGCAAGCCGAGUCGGAAGUUGACGGCCCGGGACCAGGGCGAAGACUGGACGUGGUGCUUCUCAAAUCGCUCCCCAUUGCUCUGCAGCGUCGCGUUCUGAAGCAGUUUGCCGAUAAUUUCACAGGUCAUAGUUUGGGGUUCGACGCCGUGGAACGCUUGCGACAGGCGGCUUGCAGUGAGAGCUCCGGCGCUCGGAAGGCCCUGCAACUAUCGAUCCAUGGCGGGUUUAUCAUGCGAUUGCAAAAUAACAUUUUGACUAUCGUCCCACGAUAGACAGGCUUUUGCGCCUCGCGAUUAAGUGUACAAGUUUUGGUCCACGUUUCCAGCUGUUAGUCGGGGGAAAAUUCAGUGUCUGGCUCGUGGAAGCAGGUCACCUUCUUUCACAAGCUUCUCGAGACCUAGCGACGUUGUACGACUCGUGCGUACCCUACGCAAUUUGCAGUAACAGAUAUGAAGUCUACAUUGCACAUGCUAGCGAAUGGAGAAACUCCAUAAUUGUUGUUAUUGUACCGUCCAUAGUUUGAAAUAUUGAUGGUUAGCGACUUUGUCAUAUUGAAUGUUUUUGUGCAAAUUGUACAAAUCGUACUCGCAUUAUGGUUUUUUCUGUUUAGUAAAUUCACUUGCCAC